CAUUAUUUUGUCGGAGGUGAUUGCCGCCAAUAAUAAUUUAACUGUCUGCCUCAUUGCCACUACCUUCUAUCGUAUCAAGCAACAUGAAAUUCACAGCUGCUUCCCUCGUGUUUCUGCAGCUUCUGCUAAAUAAUGGCAGCCAUGCCUUUUCUGUGAACCAAUAUACUCCCACCGAUGCUGCUAUGACGCGCAUGAGUGCCACUGUGGAGGCAGCAGCUGAUGAAAAGGUGACCGAGCACAACCACUGUCAAGAACCAGGGGAUCGGGAUAUCUUGGUCCGUGCUGCUCGUGGAGAAACUGUGGAACGAACUCCUGUCUGGAUGAUGCGACAAGCUGGUCGAUACAUGGCAGCCUUUCGUGCAUAUUCCACCAAGUAUGAAUUCCGACAAAGGUCUGAAACUCCUGCCAUGGCCACGGAGCUGUCCUUGCAAUGUCACCGCAAAUAUGGAAUGGAUGGAAUCAUUAUGUUUUCCGACAUUCUGACACCCCUGCCUACUUUGGGCAUUGACUUUGAUGUAGUGAGAGGUACUGGACCCGUCAUCUCUACAGAAAUCAGAACAGAAGAAGAUGUCGAUGCCUUGGCCACUGCCACCAAGGACAGUUUUGAUGAAAAGCUUCCCUUUAUUCGAGAAAUUCUAGGAGAGCUCUCCAAGGAAGCACAAGAAAUGAAUACUUCUUUGAUUGGAUUUGUUGGAGCACCCUUUACUUUGGCAUCCUACACCAUUGAAGGAAAGUCCAGCAAAAACUGCCUGGAGACAAAGAAAAUGUUAAUGUCUGAUGACCGUGGAGAUGACAAGGCUGUCUCCAAAUUCUUGGAUAAGUUGGCCAACAUGAUUGGCAUGUAUGCCUGUCAUCAAAUUGAAUGUGGAGCGCAAGUCAUUCAAGUCUUUGAGAGUUGGGCCCAUCAACUCAACCCUGAUCUAUUUGAACAGUUUGCCAAGCCAGCUGCUCAAAAAGCCAUUCAAAUCAUCAAAGAACAACACCCUGAUGUCCCUGUCAUUUAUUUUGCCAAUGGAGGAUCCUCUUAUUUGGAAAAGCAACGUGAUAUGGGAGCUGACAUGAUUGCUGUUGAUUGGGCUGUAGACAUGGCAGAAGCACGGAAAAUUUUGGGGCCUGACGUUGCCAUUUCUGGCAACAUUGAUCCCACCAUUCUGUUUGGAUCCAAAGAACAGAUUGAACAGGCUGUUCGGGACUGUAUUGAUAGAGCUGGGGGUCCAGGAAAGCAUUUGCUCAACCUGGGUCAUGGAGUCAUGCAAGGCACCCCUGAAGAAGCUGUUGGUUGGCUGGUUGAUGAAUGUAAACGAUACAAGGGCAAGGAUGCUUAAAAUAGUGGGUAUACCAGGCUAGCUGCUGUUGUCAAAAUUUCGUAUAGGUGUGGCAAUCAAAGACAGCGGCUUUAGUGUAUCAAUGUGGCUCUUUCUUACGAAUGAUUCAUCCCCUUACCAAAGGAUCCCAGAGUAUGAGAGUUGCCUUUUAAAACACUAGCUCAGCAAACCUGUGGCUGUUGGACGGAAACCAAGUUGAGGCUCCAUAAUGCCAAGCCUCAAGAUGGAUUGUGGCUGUGGUCCCGGUGAUACGACGAUUCGGUCGAUGGAGGCGCCCUGUGUGCUGCUCGCGUAAAACCCAACACUCUCGAAGUGGCCAUUUUCGUGAGAAAGUGGGCGCCGCCGUGCAAACAACGGUGGAACAAGGCAGGUCUUCAAUCCGCGGGGGCAAGGAAGCGUUCAAACGGCGUGUCAAGUGAUGCGAAGAGGUGGGCAACGGUAGUCUUGAUUUAGAAUAUUGGUGCUCGUUGCAAUCCGUAGCUAGCUCGAACCCAAGCAUCAUCCCCCGCCUCUUCUUUCGUGAUGCUGCUCGCCUGGCUAGCCAGCAAUUGCAACUGUUUUUUUUUAAGCCGGUGCGUUCCUAGAGUCGCACCGUGCCGGUGUUUAUUGUUACAUUAUCUAAUCUACUAGCUUUGCCUAGUUGUUGGCAUGUGAUCACAUCAUUGGUGUGUGUUGCUUUGCUUACUCCUCAGUCAAGGCUCAAAUCUUGCCAGCCAGUGUACUGCGUGGAUGCUGUUGUUCUCAGCCAACCCUUGGGUGGCGCCGGUAUAUGCCGCAUUCCGACGUCGCUCUCCGUCCCACCAAAGGAAUGCUGCAUGGCACUCCCAUGCAACAUGGAAUCAUUGUCAUAGUAUCCCGCCCCGCCCUUGUCAAAUACCUCAAACACUUCGGCUCUGUGCGUGGGAGAGGAAGGCGCUUCCACGUCGCUGCAACUUGCUGCUUUACGCGCAUGAACCGGAACCUCCUUGUGUGUCCAGCCAACUUGCAACAGUUCGGCGACAUCUUGUUCCGUUUUCAAGAACCAAACUUCCUGUCGUUCAGUGGCUCUAGUUUCGGCCGUUCUUCUCCGCAACGUGGCCGAAAGCACAAUCCCCAUCACUGUCGCCAGCGUGGUCAGAAGCAUCCCUAGACCCAACCGCGCAUGAGAGUUGUUGGAAUCGUCGUCGAGCAAUCCAUGAGUGAACGUCCCUUCAACAGUAGCUCCUGGUUCUUCCACUCCAAUAGUUGGCGCUACUGUUUCUGGGAUCUUCGGGAAAAAGUCGUCGCCUAUCUCAAUGGUGUCGUCUUCGAAGAGAAAAUCCAAAUCAUGUUCUGACCCAGGAGUGGCCAGCGCAAUGAUCUGAUGG
This is a messenger RNA of Seminavis robusta, 2671 nucleotides long. Lineage: Eukaryota; Bacillariophyta; Bacillariophyceae; Naviculales; Naviculaceae. The record is from the annotation of a GenBank genome assembly.